AUGGAUGUAACAAUAUCAUCAUCCGAUUGCAAUGAACUAAUAGAAAUGACAUUAAAUGAGAUACCAGUUAAUAAAAAAUCAACACCCAAUUACGAACAGCAUAGUACAAAUUUUCUUGAAAAAUUCGAACAAUGGACAGAUAAUGAACAAUUGAAUAUUGUCGAAGAUUUAUUAAAACGUAUGCAUCAUUAUCAAUUAGGAAAAAUUAAUCAAUUUUUAUUUCCUAUGUUACAACGUGAUUUUAUUGGACAAUUAUCAGCAAAAGGAUUAGAACAUAUUGCGGAAAAGAUUCUUGGUUAUUUAGAUGAUAAAUCGUUAACGGCUACGGAACUUGUCUGUCGAGAUUGGUAUCAUGUCGUUUCGCAAGGUAUGUUAUGGAAAAAAUUAGUUGAACAAAAAGUGAUGAAUGAUACAUUGUGGCAUUGUUUAUCGGAGAAACGUGGCUGGAAUCGUUAUCUAUUUCGCCAAAUGUUACAAAAUGGUGAAACACAAAAAAAACAUGAAUAUUAUCGUCAAUUAUAUCCACAAAUAUGUAAAGAUAUCGAAAGAAUUGAAACAAAUUGGCGUACGGGAAAUUUUACUUUACAAAAAAUUCAAUGUCGUUCACAAAAUAGUAAAGGUGUCUAUUGUUUACAAUAUGAUGAUGAUAAAAUAGUUAGUGGAUUACGAGAUAAUACAAUAAAAAUAUGGGAUCGGAAAACAUUAGAGUGUACAAAAGUUUUAACUGGCCACAAUGGUAGUGUUUUAUGUUUACAAUAUGAUGAAAAAGUGAUAAUAACAGGUUCAAGUGAUUCAACUAUUCGUGUAUGGAAUGUUAAAACUGGUGAAUUAUUGAAUACAUUAUUACAUCAUUGUGAAGCCGUAUUACAUUUACGUUUUAUGGACGGAAUAAUGGUAACAUGUUCAAAGGAUCGUUCUAUAGCUGUAUGGGAAAUGAAUUCACCAACUGAUAUAACAAUACGUCGAGUACUUGUUGGUCAUCGAGCAGCUGUUAAUGUUGUCGAUUUUGAUGAUAAAUAUAUAGUAAGUGCUAGUGGUGAUCGAACAAUCAAAGUGUGGUGUACAACAACGUGUGAAUUUGUACGAACACUAUUGGGACAUAAACGUGGUAUCGCCUGUCUUCAAUACCGUGAUAAGAUUGUUGUCAGUGGCAGCUCAGAUAAUACAAUUCGUAUAUGGGAUAUUGAUUGUGGCGCUUGUUUGCGAGUAUUAGAAGGUCACGAUGAGUUAGUUCGAUGUAUCCGAUUUGAUUCGAAACGUAUUGUUAGCGGAGCGUAUGAUGGUAAAAUAAAAGUAUGGGAUUUACAACUAGCACUCGAUCCUCGAUCACCAGCACAAUCACUAUGUAUUCGAACGUUAACAGAACAUACUGGUCGAGUAUUUCGUUUACAAUUUGAUGAAUUUCAAAUUGUUAGUAGUUCACAUGAUGAUACAAUCCUUCAAUUUAAUUUUUUAAAUUUUAACAAUCCAGAUAGAGUACCAGUUACAACAGCUGCUACUUCAAACAGACAUUUAUCUCAUCAUAAUCAUCAUCAGCCAUCAGCACCACAACCCGUUUCACCAUCUCUACCAUUAUCUUCUGUCUGUUCUGUUAGUGCAUCAAAUAUGCUCUUAGCCACUCUGUCCAGUUCCGAUACACCUUCAUCAAAUGUAAUCAGUUCGAAUAAUAAUCUCCAGUCACAAGUUUCAACCACAUCAACGUCGUCCACAUCUUCAUCUUCAUCUCAGACACUGACGGGCGACUAA
Molecule: messenger RNA, 1746 nt
Organism: Didymodactylos carnosus
Lineage: Eukaryota; Metazoa; Rotifera; Eurotatoria; Philodinida; Philodinidae
Source: the annotation of a GenBank genome assembly